This is a messenger RNA of Chanos chanos (milkfish), 3755 nucleotides long. It is a transcript of the gene specc1la, whose product is annotated as sperm antigen with calponin homology and coiled-coil domains 1-like a. The record is from RefSeq and is a predicted model, not a curated record. The transcript has 17 exons. The coding region runs from base 131 to 3499 and encodes 1122 amino acids. Gene Ontology annotation, molecular function: protein binding. NCBI's taxonomy places the organism in Eukaryota, Metazoa, Chordata, Actinopteri, Gonorynchiformes, Chanidae.
UACUGGAAUAUUUGUCAGAUUCAUCUCUGAUCCUCACGCAGAAGGCUUUUAUUCAACUAGCUUGGCUAUCUGAGUGAGGAGCAGGAAGCCAAGACUGAGCUGUAGAUGUAUCGGCAGCAGGGAACCCAGUAUGAAGAAAGCAGGCAAGGCGGCGGUGAGUAAGGCAGCGAGUGGAGGAGGCAAAGGUGAAGGGGUCACCGCAGGACCUGUGGCCAAAACUGCAGCCAAAGCCUCCACCUCAGCUCCACUGUCUAAGGUGAAAAGCAAUGAUGAUCUUCUAGCCGCCAUGGUAGGAGGCACUGCAGCAACCAACAACACCGUGGCCAAGAGCAAAAAGCACAGCUCAUCAAAUGCUACAGGCACCAUCAACCCUGACAGCAAGGCAAAACCCACGAUAGCCUCUACUGCCAAACGGCCAUCAUCCUCGACCUCCACUAAAGAGACAAACUCCUCAAGGGACCGCCUUCGGACUUCGAGAACCUCAUCCAAUAAGAAGCUCUCAUCAGCGGGCACAGCCGAUGGGGCACUACCCAAGCGUUCUCGAGGACAGACCCUGACGUCAGAUCCCGAGAGCCGCAUGAGCAAGUCCAGAUCUGAUGGGCAGCUGAGCGAUAAAGUGGCCCUGGAAGCCAAAGUGAAAGAUUUACUGGGUCUGGCCAAGAGCAAGGACGUAGAGAUCCUGCAGUUACGAGGGGAGCUGAGAGAUAUGCGUGUCCAGUUGGGUCUCCCUGAGGAAGAGGAAGUGGAGGAAAGGCCACCAGAGAGGGAGGUAUCGGGUGCUAUCACAGCAGCCGACGUGGAGUCCACCUUACUGCUCCUGCAGGAGCAGAACCAGGCCAUCCGUGGAGAGCUCAACCUUCUGAAGAAUGAGAACCGCAUGCUGAAGGACCGCCUCAACGCGCUGGGCUUCUCCCUGGAGCAGAGACUUGAUGGUGCAGAGAAGAUUUUUGGCUAUCUUUCCACCAGUCCUGACCCCUCUAGUCUAGGGACCAGUGGGGGCCACAAUGACUGUAGUGCACCCUUGGCCUCCUCCAUGGAAGGUUCUGCUCCCGGCUCCAUGGAAGAUCUCCUGACAGGAGGCCAGCGGAGCGGCUCCACAGACAAUCUGGACAGUGAGUCGAGUGAGGUGUACCAUGCUGUCACCUCCAGUGACGACGCCUUAGAUGCCCCCUCAGGUUCUUCAUCCUCCUCUGAGUCAGAGGGUGGCGGGGCAGCCCCGAGCCGUGAGCGCUCUCGGAAGGGCAGCAGCGGCAACGCCAGCGAGGUGUCCGUGGCCUGUCUGACGGAGCGAAUCCAUCAGAUGGAGGAAAACCAGCACAGCACAGCGGAGGAGCUGCAGGCCACACUGCAGGAGCUUGCCGACCUCCAGCAGAUCACCCAGGAACUGAACGGCGAGAACGAACGGCUGGGUGAGGAAAAGGUCAUUCUCAUGGACUCGCUUUGCCAGCAGAGCGACAAGCUGGAACAGUGCGGCCGUCAGAUCGAGUACCUGCGUUCGCUACUGGAUGAACGCGGAGUGGCCUACAGCGUGGACGAGGACAUCCGCAGCGGCCGUUACCUAGAGCUUGAACAGCGUUACGUUGAGUUGGCCGAAAGUGCACGCUUUGAGCGCGAGCAGCUGCUAGGUGUGCAACAGCACCUCAGCAACACUCUCAAGAUGGCCGAGCAGGACAAUGCCGAAGCGCAAGGCGUCAUUGCCGCUCUCAAAGAUCGUAACCACCACAUGGAGCGACUGGUGGAUGCAGAGCGGCAGGAACGGGCGGCGGUGGCGGCAGCGCUGGACGAGUGCCGCGUGGUGUUGAACGCCGACCAGGCCGAGCUGAGUCGAUGUCGAGCCCAGCUGGAACAGGAGAGGCAAAAAGUGGCUGAGCUCUAUUCCAUCCACAACGCCGGUGAUAAGAGUGACAUCCGGCAACUGCUAGAGGCCGUGCGGCUAGACAAAGAGGAGGCAGAGGGCAAAGCGGCUAAGCUAGAGGAUGAACUGUCACAUGCUCGUACCGAGGUUGGACGCCUACAGGACACGCUCAGCAAGCUGGAUAGGGAGUACCGUGACUUCCAGAGCGAGGUGCAGAAGGAGCUGGCCGAGCAGAAGCGCGUUCUGGAGAAGCAACGCGGAGACAUGCAGGAGAAAGAGACGGAGAUCGCAGACAUGAAGGAAACCAUCUUCGAGCUGGAGGACGAGGUGGAACAGCACCGCGCUGUCAAACUGCACGACAACCUAAUCAUCAGUGACCUGGAGAACUCUGUGAAGAAGCUCCAGGAACAGAAGCAUGAUAUGGAGAGAGAGAUUAAGACGUUGCACCGUAGACUCAGGGAGGAGUCUGCAGAGUGGCGUCAGUUUCAGGCCGACCUCCAGACGGCCGUCGUCAUCGCUAAUGACAUCAAGUCGGAAGCACAGGAGGAGAUUGGAGACCUGCGUCGCCGGCUUCACGAAGCUCAGGAGAAGAACGAGAAACUGGGCAAAGAGCUCGACGAAGUCAAAAACCGCAAGCAGGAUGAAGAGCGCGGGCGUGUAUAUAACUACAUGAACGCUGUGGAGAGGGACUUGGCUGCUUUGAGACAAGGCAUGGGCUUGAGUCGACGGUCCUCCACCUCCUCUGAACCCUCCCCUACUGUCAAAACCCUCAUCAAGAGCUUUGACAGCGCCUCGCAGGGACCGGUACCCAAUGCUGCCGCCGCCGCUGCUGCCGCCGCUGCCGUCGCUAACACGACGACAGCGACGGCUUUACCCCGCACGCCCCUGAGUCCAAGCCCCAUGAAAACCCCACCGGCCGCUGCCGUCUCACCCAUACAGAGACACUCUAUCACUGGUCCCAUUUCCACGACCAAGCCUCUAUCCUCUCUGGCAGACAAGAGGCCCAGUUACACAGACAUAAGCAUGCCAGCAGAACAUUUACUCCGCACAGCAAAUGGUAGUCGGCCUGCCUCUGCACUCCAGAGAGUCUCCAAUAUCGAUUCCUCAAAGUCAAUUUCAGUCUCUCGUAGGAGCAGUGAAGACAUUAAGAGGGAGAUCAGCGCUCCAGACAGCGGGCCAAGCUCCUCUCUAAUGGCCAUGGGUUCAGGAACCGCACCUCUCUCCCUGUCCUCCUCAACUCCCACGGCCUCAGUCACGGCACGAAGCCGCCUCCGUGAGGAGAGAAAAGACCCUCUGUCGGCCCUGGCUCGGGAAUACGGCGGCUCGAAGAGAAACGCUUUGCUGAGGUGGUGUCAGAAGAAAACGGAGGGUUAUCAGAACAUUGACAUAACCAACUUCAGCAGUAGCUGGAACGACGGGCUGGCAUUCUGCGCCGUCCUCCACACUUACCUGCCAGCCCAUAUACCUUACCAGGAGCUGAACAGUCAGGACAAGAGACGCAAUUUCACCCUGGCCUUCCAAGCUGCGGAGAGCGUGGGCAUUAAAUCCACUUUGGACAUCAAUGAAAUGGUGCACACAGAGAGGCCUGACUGGCAAAGCGUCAUGAUGUACGUCACUGCCAUUUACAAGUACUUUGAGACCUGAGCCCACCACCAUGUGUGUACAGCAGUGGCUCUCCCAAAACCAUUCCAUCCAGCUCAGUGCAUCUCCUGAACCCCACGUCCUAGCCAAGCCUACAGCUCAGCCCACAUUAACACACACUGGGUUUUUCAGUACUUUUGGAAAAGGGACCAACAGCAGAGAUACAACAACUCAACUACAGACUCAGAAUGAAUGAUAAAAAGCUUCCUGUUUAAAUGAUUCCUCCUCCUGAACUCAGCAUUUUGAUUGGACUUCCACG